Molecule: messenger RNA, 1396 nt
Organism: Phyllotreta striolata
Lineage: Eukaryota; Metazoa; Arthropoda; Insecta; Coleoptera; Chrysomelidae
Source: the annotation of a GenBank genome assembly
AAAAGUUAACCUCACUUUUUAAAAAACAGAAAAACUUAUGGAAUAGACCAAAAAACAACCCAUAAAAAGUAGAAUAUUCCACGAAGCAAAAUGAGCGGCCAAAGGAAAUUGAAAAUCGCCUUCAUCCACCCGGAUUUAGGGAUAGGAGGAGCGGAAAGACUUGUUCUGGAUAUAGCCGUGGCAUUAAAAUCGUCCGGACACCGAGUAAGAUUUUUAACGAACCACUACGAUCCCUCUCACGCAUUUGAUGAACUGAAGACGGGCGAAUUCCCGGUGGAAGUAUAUGGAGAUUGGUUGCCGAGAAGCAUAUGCGGAAGAUUCCAAGCCUUCUGCGCUUACAUCCGCAUGAUUUACCUCUCUAUAAUGUACCUUCUUUUCUACAAACACGAGCAUAAACCGGACGUAUACUUCACAGAUUUAAUACCAGUUGCCAAUGCCUUUUUAAGACUGUUCAACGAGAAAGUAGUAUACUAUUGUCACCAUCCGGAUUUGCUUGCCAGUGCUCCAGGUGGAAGCCUUAAAAAGUUGUACAGGAUGCCAAUUAACUGGCUGGAAAUGUUCACAACAGGAUUAGCCGGUGUAAUAUUAGUUAAUAGCCAAUACACUGCUUCAGUUUUUCGAGCAACAUUCCCAACACUUACAAAUGACAUUCAAAUUUUGUAUCCCACUAUAGCCGAUUCCUAUCAGAAGACUGUAAGUAGAUUAAAGAAACCCAAGCCAAUCGAGAGCUUAGUGCCUGAAAUCAAGAAACCUGGGAAGAAAAUAGUAUUCCUGUCGAUAAACAGGUAUCAUCCUGCUAAGAAACUAGAGUUUGCUGUGCUAGCAUUAGAUAAGUUGCGACAAUUAAUUUCGAAGGAAGAUUGGGAUGUCACUUAUCUUAUACUAGCAGGCGGGUACGAUCCACAAUCCGGAGUAAAUGCCAUUACUUACCUGGAUUUAGUCAACCUCACCAAAGACAAGAAAUUAGAAGGCAAGGUCGUGUUUCUCAAGUCCCCGAACGACAACCUUAAAGCCGAAUUACUCAAUUCCUGCACUUGCCUCGUGUACACUCCGGUCAACGAACACUUCGGUAUAGUUCCGUUAGAGGCAAUGAUGGUUUCAAAGCCGGUUAUUGCCGUCAACAGCGGGGGCCCCAGGGAGACUGUCAAUCACGGAGUGACGGGGUAUCUUUGCGAGCCCACUCCGGAUAGUAUGGCCGAAUUCAUGGCUAGGAUCGUCGAUGGAAAUAGCGAAGAAAUGGGAAUUAAGGGAAAAAGCUGGUUGGAAGAGCAAUUUUCUUACGAUCAGUUCAAAAGUAGCCUUUUUAAGGUGUUGGAUAAACUAUGCAGUGGUCCUAGUAGUAAAAAAGAUUAAAUAUUUUUCUUAACUUUGUUUAAAUAAAUGUUUUAUAAUUGUC